ACUCCCACAAAGGCCGUACGUAAUGCGUCAGUGCGCUUCCGUGUAGUCGGGACGUCUCGCUUGAAUAGAAUUGCGGUAUUGGAAUUUUCUGGAAGAGAGGAGGCUAGGAGCAUUGCAGCUAACAGUUUUGUUGGCAUUUGGUUGUCUUUAAGAACAUUGCUCAGUCAUGGCUUCAGAUGAUUUUGAUAUUGUAAUAGAAGCAAUGCUGGAAGCUCCUUACAAAAACAAAGAGGAGGAAAGUCCAACCAAGGAGACGAAAAAAGAACAGGAGAGCAGCAGCAAUAGAACUGGCAACAGUGAACACCAUCACCAUAGCAGCAGCAGUAAGAAAAGGUGUCGCAGCCAAAGCCGUGAUCGCAAAAGAAGUCGCAGCCGAAGUAGGGACCGCCACAAGCGCAGAAGCAGUAGAGAUCGUCAUCGCAGCCAUGACCAUAGGCGCAGAAGUCGGAGUAGGCGCCGUAGUUCACGGAGCCAUGAUAGGCGCAGAGAUGAGCACUCACGGCACCACAAUUCUGGACGGCGUUACACCCGUAGUAGGAGCCGCAGUCCACAACACAAACAGAAGACUCCCCCAAGGGAACCUGAGACUAUUCUUUCCCCAGAGGAACGAGAUGCACGUACAGUGUUUUGCAUGCAACUAGCUGCUCGCAUUAGAUCACGGGAUCUAGAGGACUUUUUCUCUGCUGUUGGCAAAGUGCGAGAUGUGAGGAUUAUUUCAGAUAGGAACUCUCGUAGGUCAAAGGGUAUUGCAUAUGUAGAGUUUUGUGACAUUCAGUCUGUGCCACUGGCCAUUGGAUUAACAGGACAGAGGUUAUUGGGUGUUCCAAUAAUUGUUCAAGUUUCACAGGCAGAAAAGAACCGCCUGGCAGCCAUGUCAAACAAUUUACAGAGGGGGAACCCUGGACCCAUGCGUCUGUAUGUGGGAUCUCUACACUUCAAUAUUACAGAGGACAUGCUGAGAGGCAUAUUUGAGCCAUUUGGAAAAAUAGAAAAUAUUCAGCUUUUGAAAGAACCAGAUACUGGAAGAUCCAAGGGCUUUGGGUUCAUAACGUUUACAGAUGCGGAGUGUGCUCGGCGUGCUCUAGAACAGUUGAAUGGAUUUGAACUAGCAGGGCGACCCAUGAAAGUUGGACACGUGACAGAUCAUUUAGAAGGUGGUGGGGAAGCUUCAUUCUUAGAUAGCGAUGAACUUGAGCGUACUGGCAUUGACCUGGGAGCAACUGGUCGCCUACAGCUUAUGACUAAGCUGGCCGAAGGGACAGGCUUACAAAUUCCACUUGCUGCCCAAGCUGCUCUGCAGUUGGGUGGAGCUAUUCCGCUCACUGCAUUAAACCCUACACUCACAGCACUUAGCCCAGCCCUCAAUCUGGCACAAUCCAUCUCUGCGCAGUCCUUUCAACUCUCAAAUCUCUUCAAUCAUCAAGCCAUGUAAUUUGUUGACCUUCAUUUCUUCAGAUCCAUUUAACAUUCUGCUCCAAGGAUACUCCCAAGUUGCACAGAUUUGAAAACUACAUUCUACAUGGGAUAAUGUAUAUUCUGUAUUGUAGGCAGUGCUUCUUAAAAUAAGUGAGCACUCUUUCUAAAAGUCCAUAUGAGUAGUUCAGAUUUGAUGGUUCUUCUUUGCUACUGUUGUAAAUGAUAAUGCUUAAGUUUUGGUACUACAGAAUGGCCUGUCCUGGACAUGUUCCCAUUUAAAGCCUUAUUGCAUUAUACUCUUCAGUUAUUCCUGAAUUUUCUGUGUCUUUCCUGUAAAUUUUGCAUCUUUUGUCAGCCUCAUAACCAGUAACUGUUAAGAUUGUAAAUAAUGGUUGGUUAUGGGCUGACGCAAUGAUUGGUUGAGGGCUGAUGGUGAGUAUGCAUCUUGUUCAGUGCAUUUUGUUGCAUUGCAUGGUCACUAUUAGUCACUAUGCUGUUUUGGAAUGGCAAAGCAAAAGUAGCUGAGGCAAUAAAACUGUUGUUGGAUGUGCUUUUAUGAUAAUGGGCGUUAAUGCCUUAAAGGAACAGUAACACCAAAAAAUGAAAGUGUUUUAAAGUAAUUAAAAUAUAAUGUACAGUUGCCCUGCGCUGGUAAAACUGGUAAGUUUGCAACAGAAACGCUACUAUAGUUUAUAUAAAUGAGCUGCUAUGUCAACACGGGGGCAGCCAUUGAUGCUGGGAAAAAGGAGAAAAGGCACAGGCACAUAGCAGAAUAUAAUGGGUUUUUUUAUCUGUUAUCUGCUAAGUAACCUGUGCCUUUUCUCCCGUAAAUGGCUGCCCCCAUGGCUACACAGAAGCGUUAUUAUAUAAACUAUAGUAGUCUUUCUAAGGAAAACACACCAGCUGUACCAGUACAGGGCAGCAUUACAUUAUAUAGUAAUUACUUUUAUACACUUUUUUUGGUGUUACUGUCCCUUUAAGGAUUCACCAAAUUUGGAAUUUGUCCUAAUCCGAGCCAUUUUAAAGAGGAUUAGAAUCCAAGAGCCCAAAUCGAAGAGGCUGGCCAAACUGAAUCAAAACUCCUAUAAUCCCUGAAAAUUUCCGCUCACUCCUUGCCAAUUUCCACCAGGUGUGAGGGUUCAGAUUCGGUUCAGUAUUUGGCUGAAUCUAUACAGAAGGAUUCGGGAAUUUGCCCAAGUACUGAAAAAAAGUGAUUCAGUGCAUCCCUAAUUAAAAAUGACUAAACUUUUUGCCACUCAUUUACUAAAAAAUUAGGUAUGUGAUCUGUGACAUUAGAGAUGCAUGGUACAUGUAGUGUUGCUUAUGGCUCUCCAAAUUCCAAUAUCCAAAUCUGUGCCACUGGGAAAAAUUAUUAUUUUUUUUUUUUUUUAAUGGAAUACCAGGCUGUUGAAGAAAGAGUACGUGGUGUUUGCCAUGAUAGGACAGGUAAGGGUGGGCACACUGCUGUCCUUAGCUAUUUUAGAUUUUAUUUUUAGAUUUUUUUUUAUACUUCUUGUUUUUGAUAUUUUUUGUAAAUUCAGUACCUGCUGUAAAAAGUGAAAUGGGAGCUUGGGCUUGUGAUGCACCAAUGACUUUUCAUUUAAAGUACUUUGAGCUGAGUGAGGAUAAUACAGGGAAAGGGGAAGCUUACCCCAUGUUGUGAAGUGUCUUCUGUAUAUUUAUCUUUUAAGGUACAUUUAUUACAUAUUGUAAAAUGUGAUCUUGACUUUGUCUCGAAUAUAUUGUAUUCCUACUGCUUAUAAUGUAAAGUAAGUUUAAUAAUCUAGGUACAAUAUGUUGGUUUCAGUUCUAAGGAGCAUUUGUUCAGUUUUUCUUUCCUUUUAUAAUGACAUUCUUUUUCAAUUUAGCAGAAAAGUUUAAAAUAAACUACAGUUUAACUGCUGACUUUUUGAU
This is a messenger RNA of Xenopus tropicalis (tropical clawed frog), 3330 nucleotides long. RefSeq names its product RNA binding motif protein 23 (gene rbm23). The record is from RefSeq and is a predicted model, not a curated record. Lineage: Eukaryota; Metazoa; Chordata; Amphibia; Anura; Pipidae. Gene Ontology annotation, cellular component: nucleus. Gene Ontology annotation, molecular function: RNA binding; nucleic acid binding. The transcript is spliced from 14 exons. The coding region runs from base 167 to 1432 and encodes 421 amino acids. Gene Ontology annotation, biological process: mRNA processing.